Molecule: messenger RNA, 1398 nt
Organism: Diuraphis noxia (Russian wheat aphid)
Lineage: Eukaryota; Metazoa; Arthropoda; Insecta; Hemiptera; Aphididae
Product: fibroblast growth factor 1-like
Molecular function (GO): growth factor activity
Source: RefSeq, a predicted model, not a curated record
UGUCUAUAAAUAUUAUACCUACAUAAUUCUGUGGAUUACAUUAGGUAUUUUAUUCUACGCAGUUAUACAUUUCAUUACAAUCAGUUAUAAACAAAAAAAAUUUAAAUGAUAGAUGAGCACCCCCUCAUAAAAACGCCCCCUUCAAAAUAAAAAAUGCCCACGUUUGGAGUCACUGGGUUAGGUAUCUACCUAUCUUAAUAUUCAGAGCGAAUAGCUUAAAUUAGUURAAUUAUACUAUAUUAGUAUUACAUAAUAUAAUAAGUUAUGGAGGGGCUCAACAAAUUUAAUUUUAGAUUGUGGUCUGCCCACAUCAAACCCACACAUGCCUCAUUGGCAAUCUUAGCAUUGCCUCUUAUGACUUAUUGUACAUAAACAUAAUAUUUAAUGUAUACAUGUAGGUAGUUAUUAUUAUUUUUAGUGAAUUCUGUURUGUACUUGGAGAUAUAUUGUUAAAAAACAAUGUACCUACCUAGUUUUCUGGUAUYGUAAUAAUUUUAUUUGCACAUUUUUCAUGGACCAAGAAGAAGAAGAAACAUCUCAAACAACAACAUACAAUGUWGCAGCUUCCAAGAGUCACAUGUUGAGCAAUGCACAUGUGUCAAAUGGUCAUUCUUCUCAGCAGAAUCAAAAAUCAGUAAUUAUCGACUCACGUGUGCUCAAACAUUAUGGCCGAAGGAUGAAAUUGAACUGCAGGCAUGGGUAUAAUAUUUUAAUACUUCAGGACGGAAAAGUGUCUAGUUCUGAUGACGACAUAGACAGUCAUUGUGUGAUGGAAUUUACAUCAAUGUUUCCUGGUCAUGUCCGUAUUAGAGGAGUUGAAGCCAAUUUGUUUUUAGCUAUGAAUAAAGAUGGACUUCUUUAUGGAGAAGCCGAUCCUAACAACAGUUCAACAAUAUUCAUUGAACAACCAGAAGGUCCUUACAGUGCAUACCUAUCUUAUAAAUAUCAACGAAAAAAAUGGUAUGUGGCUAUAAAAAAAAAUGGUAAAAUAAAAUUAGGCCCAACAACUAAAAGAGGACAACAUGCUACACAUUUUUUAACAAUUGUUGUAUAGGUAAAAUUCAUCAUACAUUCUUUAAUUUUUAUUUAAAUACAAUUUCAAAAUUAUUGUCAAAUAAAAUAUAUCAAUAGGUACUUAAUAAUCCAAGGGUGGCCAAUUUGCGGCUCGUGUCUUAUUUAAAAAAACCCACCAUUUACUUAUUGUCAAUAAAAUACAAUAUCAUUAUAAAAAUAAUAAAAUGUAUUUUUUAACAUUUUGGCUCUUUAUAUCAUUUUAUUUGGUCCAUGUGGCUUGUAGGCGUAUAAAUGUUGGCCACCCCGGCUAUAGUCUAUACUCUAUAGUAAGCAUUAAAUCUAGUUUUUAUUUUUGAAAUUCAUGAAAUUUGUUUUAAAGUAAAA